Messenger RNA from Sceloporus undulatus (fence lizard), 1759 nucleotides. RefSeq names its product pleckstrin homology domain containing B2 (gene PLEKHB2). The transcript has 8 exons. Gene Ontology annotation, cellular component: membrane. NCBI's taxonomy places the organism in Eukaryota, Metazoa, Chordata, Lepidosauria, Squamata, Phrynosomatidae. Bases 22 to 840 code for a protein of 272 amino acids. Gene Ontology annotation, biological process: regulation of cell differentiation. The record is from RefSeq and is a predicted model, not a curated record.
GGGGCCCGGAGGGGGCGGGGCAUGUGCGUGAGCCGCUCUCUCUCUCUCUCUCUCUUUUGCGGGGAAGAAGAAGGCAGCCAGCGGGCGACGACCCGAAGGAGAACAGGGAGGGCCCCCGACAUCUUGGGGACCGAGGGAGGCUUGGCCGGGGCUGCUUUCCCAGCGUUUGUGAUGGCUCUGGUGAAAAGUGGAUGGCUGUUACGGCAAAGUACUAUAUUAAGGCGCUGGAAGAAGAACUGGUUUGAUCUGUGGUCUCAUGGCCAUUUAUUAUUUUAUGAUGACCAACAUCGACAUGAUCUAGAGGACAGAAUCCACAUGAAAGUUGAUUGCAUCAACGUCAGAGUGGGGAAUGAAUGCCGAGGUCUGCAGCCUCCAGAAGGGAAGUCUAGAGAUUGUUUGCUGCAGAUCAUUUGCCGUGAUGGAAAAGUGCUCAGUCUCUGUGCGGAAAGCGCUGAUGAUUGCUUGGCUUGGAAAAUUGCUCUCCAAGAUGCUAGAACAAAUGAGGCCUAUAUUGGUUCCGAAGUGACAUAUGAAGACAAUUCAAUUUCCUCCGCACCUCCUCCAUAUACAGCUUAUGCUACACCAUCACCUGAGGUUUAUGGCUACCCACAGUAUAAUGGUGCAUAUCCACCUCCAGGACCUCAGGUUAUCUAUACCUCUAAUGGACAAACAUAUAUAAUCCCUUACCAAUAUCCAAAUCAAGGUCCCUAUGGCCAUCCUCCUGCAAAUCAUGUCAUAAUCAGAGAACGUUAUCGGGAUAAUGAUGGAGACCUAGCACUGGGCAUGCUUGCUGGAGCAGCAACGGGAAUGGCCUUGGGCUCAUUGUUCUGGGUGUUCUAAUUUUCCCCAGAAGAAACAAGGCAAGGGAGAUACCAAAUCCUCUGUGUGCAAUAAAGUAUGAAUUUGUAAAGUACUCCAGUUUAAUCUACAGAUUUUAAAACUAAUUUCUAGUAAUACUUUUGCUAGUUACACACUGGAAUCGUAGUUAAGAAAAUGCUCAAUCUUCCCAAAGGUGCACUUUAGCUGCAGAGCGGUUAACCUAAUGAAUUGUGGUUAGAUGGCUUUGUCAGUCCAUGCAUUGAUAAGGAAGUCAUGGUAAUAUCAAUGACACACAUGUUGCUAAUGAGUGGCUGCAGUUGACUGAUUUUUCAAUAUUCACCACCUUGUACAUUAUUUUGGCUGCCUCAGAGUGUCAACUGCAGAGAAUAACUACUAAUGAAUGCAAAAUAUCUCAAGUUUGUUUUAACACUCCUUGUAAAUAAAGAUGUUGAUUUAGUGGACAAUCCAUAGGAUCCAUUUUAUAUUUCCGUAUGUAUGCAACUCCUUCAUUUCAGUGGCUGACUGGAUUAAAAAUAGUUACAUACUUAAUCACUAUAGUGUGUACUGUUUUCUUGUAGACACCCUUUCUAAAGGCUAAGCAGUAAAGACUCUGGGCUUUGUCCACAGAACAUUAACAACUGCAUUAUAAAAGUAGGAAGGCAUUUGAUUAACAUACAAACCAUUCCAACAUUCUAAAAUUUGCUCUUUUAUUUAGCUCUUAAGCCAAAGUUCAAUUGUUCGUUAAUUAGAGUAGACCUAUUGUAUUGAUGGAUCUUACACAAGUGCUGACUUAGCACAUUUCCAUUAAUUGUACAUCUACUCUAGUUUGAGACUAACAAUUGAAUUUAGGCUAUUAUGUAACAGUUAUUGGAGAUAAACUUUAAUGUUGGCCUGGGGGGGGUCUGUGGGUAAACAAUUAUUCAGCAUUUUUAAUAAAUAG